GCCAACAAUGAAGCACUUGACGCAACCAAGAAACGCGAUCUUCAGAGAACACCAUCCAUCUUCUGAGACAGCAUCUUCCCCAAACCCUAGUUCUGUGAAGCAGAGAUCUUCCUCCUCCUCCUCCUCUCGCAAACGUAAAUCAUCCAAAGAGAAUGCUCCGCCGUCGGAUCCAAACGCAAUGCUGGAUUUUCCUCCGGUCGCCGGAAAACCCUCGGCGGCGGGGGGGAAGAUCAGAAGUCCGCUGCCGCCGAGGCCGCCCCCUUCAAACCCUCUGAAGCGAAAGUUCAAUAUCGAUUCAAUCCCUGAGAAUGGCCUUCCUGUCUCUUCUGAUUCUGGAGUAAAGGUUAUAGUGCGAAUGAGGCCACCCAAUAAGGAUGAGGAAGAAGAAGAGUUGAUAGUUCAGAAAAUUGCUAGUGAUUCUUUGUCUAUACUUGGACAGACAUUUACAUUUGACUCUGUUGCUGAGACAGAGUCAACACAGCUAGAUAUUUUCCAGCUGGUUGGAGCUCCUCUUGUUGAAAAUUGCCUUGCUGGGUUUAACAGCUCUGUCUUUGCAUAUGGACAGACUGGGAGCGGAAAGACGUAUACGAUGUGGGGACCGGCGAACGCCUUGUUGGAAGAAAAUCUAUCAAGCGAUCAACAAGGCUUAACUCCCCGUGUUUUUGAGCGACUUUUUGCCCGCAUAAAUGAGGAGCAAAUUAAGCAUGCUGACAAGCAACUCAUGUAUCAAUGCCGCUGUUCUUUUCUUGAGAUUUACAAUGAACAAAUCACUGAUUUGUUGGAUCCAAGCCAAAGAAACCUCCAGAUAAGAGAAGAUGUCAACUCUGGUGUCUAUGUUGAGAAUUUGACAGAGGAAUGUGUAUCUACAAUGAAAGAUGUCACGCAGCUUUUAAUGAAGGGAUUGUCAAACAGGAGGACAGGUGCAACAAGUAUAAAUGCUGAGAGUUCCCGUUCGCACAGUGUAUUUACUUGUGCUGUUAAGUCACGAUGUAAGAGUGUGGCAGAUGGUUUAAACUGCUUUAAAACAAGCAGAAUAAACCUUGUUGAUCUCGCUGGUUCAGAAAGACAGAAACAGACCGGUGCAGCUGGUGAACGCUUAAAGGAAGCGGGGAAUAUAAAUCGGUCUCUUUCACAGCUUGGGAACUUGAUAAACAUUCUUGCAGAAGUUUCCCAAUCUGGGAAGCAAAGGCAUAUUCCCUACAGAGAUUCCAGGUUGACAUUUUUAUUGCAGGAAUCUCUUGGUGGAAAUGCAAAACUAGCAAUGGUCUGUGCCAUUUCUCCUGUGCAAAGCUGUAAGAGUGAGACUUUAAGCACACUGAGAUUUGCCCAGCGUGCAAAGGCUAUCAAGAACAGGGCAGUUGUUAAUGAAGUAAUGCAGGAUGAUGUGAAUUUCUUGCGUGAAGUGAUACGGCAAUUGAAGGAUGAACUGCUUCGGAUGAAGGCAAAUGGAAACCAAGCCGACCCUUAUGGAGGUUAUUCAACAGGGUGGAAUGCCCGUAGAAGCUUGAAUCUCCUGAAAUUUAGCCUCAAUCGUCCAAUGACUUUACCUCAUGUUGAUGAUGACAGUGAUGAAGAAAUGGAAAUUGUUGAGGAGGCUGAUCAAGUUGGUGUUCAAUCAACAAAUGCCAUGCAUGUGGGCAAUCUAGGAACUUCUGGGAACCCUCAGCCAAACACAUCUGAGAGUGCAUGCGAUGAAAAUGAAGGCUGUAAGGAUACAGAUGUCAUUAUGGAAGAAGAAGUAUCUGAACAAGUUGACAAGCAUGAAAUCAUCACUGUUGAUCACGGAGAGCCUUUUAUGAGCACUCUAGAUUUUUCCAAAGAUGAUGUAGUAAACCAUCGUAACCACACUGAAGGAAAUGACGAAGAUAAGUUGAUCCAUUCACUGGAUAAUGCACUUGAUAAAGAAGAUUAUCCUGGGAAUCCCAGUCAGGAGUGUCUCACCUCCUCCACCAGUAAUUUCCUGAAUGAAAAAUCACCAAGCAAGCUAGCAGGGGGUAGUCCCUUGCUUAUACUUUCGGAGUCAAUGUGCCAGGAUUCUGCAAAUAAUGAAGUAAAAGAGAUGUCUAAAAGUCCCCCUAAGGGCUCAGGGGAUGACGCUCACUCUAACCUUAGCCUGGUUCCAUGUGAAGUAUCACCAGUUCUUAGAUCUCCCACACCGAGUGUUUCACCAACAGUAAAUCACAGCAGGAAAAGUCUUAGGACUUCAUCCAUGCUAACUCCUUCCCAGAAAGAUCUCAGGGAUGAAAAUAAGUUAGGCUUGGAGGUUGUACGCAUGUCAUUGCCAAGUAGAAGUUGUUUUCCACCAACUGAAUAUUUGGCUGCCAGUCUUCAUCGUGGUCUUGAAAUUAUUGAUAGUCAUCGCCAGAGUUCUGUUUUGAGGCGGUCAUCAUUCAGGUUUUCAUAUAAACCUGAUGAUAUCAAGCCAAUUUUGCCAAUCAGCAAAGUUGAUGUGGGCAUACAAACUCUUCCUGAAGAUAAUGAAGGGGAUUCGUUGGUGUUGUGUGGUAAAUGUAGGAGUGGAAAUUCUCAGCAAGAGCUCAAAGAUGCAAAUGACACUUCGAAUUUGCAGUUAGUACCUGUUGAUGGGUUACAAUCAGCUGAUAAAUCCAAGAAAUUAGUUCCUAAAGCAGUAGAAAAGGUCUUGGCCGGAGCUAUUCGGAGAGAGAUGGCAUUAGAAGAAUACUGUGCAAAGCAAACAUCUGAAAUUAUGCAACUUAAUCGUUUGGUUCAACAGUACAAGCAUGAGAGGGAAUGCAAUGCAAUUAUUGGGCGAACACGGGAUGAUAAAAUUGUUUGCCUUGAGAGCCUGAUGGAUGGCAUUUUACCUACUGAGGAGUUCAUGGAAGAUGAAUUAGUAUCACUUACAAAUGAGCAUAACCUUCUAAAGGAAAAAUAUGAAAACCAUCCAGAAGUUUUGAGGACAAAAAUCGAGUUAAAAAGAGUUCAAGAUGAGCUGGAACGAUAUAGAAACUUCUUUGAUAUGGGUGAGAGGGAUGUGUUGUUGGAAGAGAUUCAAGAUUUAAGGAGCCAACUGCAUUAUUAUAUUGACUCUUCACCCAAGUCUGCUCGUAAACGAAGUCCUCUUCUACAGUUAACCUAUUCAUGUGAGCCUAGUGUGGCUCCCCCUUUGUGCACAAUUCCAGAGUCAACUGAGGAUAGUGCUGAACAUAAACUUGUACAGGAGAGAAUUCGUUGGACUGAAGCAGAGAGCAAUUGGAUUUCUCUUGCAGAAGAUUUGAAGAUUGAACUUGAAGGUAGCCGUUCUCUUGCUGAGAAGCUUAAGCAUGAAUUAGAUUUGGAGAAGAAAUGCUCAGAAGAGCUGAAGGAAGCAAUGCAGAUGGCCAUGGAGGGCCAUGCACGCAUGCUCGAACAGUAUGUAGAUCUCGAGGAGAAACAUAUUCACUUGCUUGCAAGGCAUAGGAAGAUUCAAGAUGGAAUAGAUGAUGUCAAGAAAGCAGCUGCCAAAGCUGGAGUGAGGGGUGCUGAAUCUAAGUUCAUAAAUGCCCUUGCUGCAGAAAUCUCAGCACUAAAAGUGGAAAGAGAAAAAGAGAGGCGGUAUUUCAGAGAUGAGAAAAAAGGUUUGCAGAACCAACUGAGGGAUACUGCUGAAGCCGUGCAGGCUGCAGGUGAACUACUUGUGCGGCUUAAAGAAGCAGAAGAAGCUAUUGCUGCUGCCCAGAAGCGGGCCAUAGAGGCAGAGCAGGAGACUAAAAAGGCUUACAAACAGAUCGAUAAAUUGAAGAAAAAACAUGAAAAAGAGAUCAGUUCUUUAAAUCAACUACUUGCAGAGUCUCGGUUGCCUACGGAAGCAACAAGACCGGCUUAUGAUGACUCUGAUGUGGUGAAAUAUGAUGCAGGAGAGUCUGAUGAGCGAUGGAGAGCGGAGUUUGAGCCAUUCUAUAACGUUGAAGAAGGUGGGUUAUCAAAACUUGCAGAACCACCCUCUUCUUGGUUCUCGGGGUAUGAUCGAUGCAACAUAUAGACGAGAUACAUCUAAUGGCGUUACUAGUGUAUGUAUUGGCUAACACUUAUGAUUAUUCAUAAUUCAUAUUAAUUGUUCUGACCAAUUGUGAGGACCAAUGAAUUGGUUCCUCUGUGUGCGCUAUGUAUUCAUUUUGGAUUCUUGAAUCAUAAAAGAUGAAUGAAUCAAUGAUUGUAUUCUUCUAUCAAA
This is a messenger RNA of Camellia sinensis, 4171 nucleotides long. RefSeq names its product kinesin-like protein KIN-12B. Gene Ontology annotation, molecular function: microtubule binding; ATP binding; microtubule motor activity. The record is from RefSeq and is a predicted model, not a curated record. Gene Ontology annotation, biological process: microtubule-based movement. Lineage: Eukaryota; Viridiplantae; Streptophyta; Magnoliopsida; Ericales; Theaceae.